This is a messenger RNA of Archocentrus centrarchus (flier cichlid), 1228 nucleotides long. RefSeq names its product glutamine amidotransferase-like class 1 domain-containing protein 3A, mitochondrial. Lineage: Eukaryota; Metazoa; Chordata; Actinopteri; Cichliformes; Cichlidae. The record is from RefSeq and is a predicted model, not a curated record. The coding region runs from base 67 to 930 and encodes 287 amino acids. The transcript is spliced from 4 exons.
CAGAUACCGCUUUAUGGCGCAUGGGCGGCGCGGAGCGGCGAGGAGACGGUAGGGAAACCGUAUCUGAUGGGGAAACGCGACUCGACGGAACACCGGAACCUAAACCUCUUUUUAAAGCGCAGUAGAAGAAGUGGUAUCCGGGGGUGUCUUGUCCGCUGUCAGUCCGGAAUGCUCACCCUGCUGCAGCACUGUGGCCGCAACUUAGUGACAGUAAGGACCCUCCAGACCGUGAACAGGACCUAUUAUUCCACGCAGAUGGGUAAACGCGUGGCGGUGGUGUUGGCGGGCUGCGGGGUCUAUGACGGCAGUGAGAUCCACGAGGCCUCUGCUGUUUUGGUCCAUCUGAGCAGAGGGGGUGCAACUGUGAACAUGUUUGCACCCAACAUUGAGCAGAUGCAUGUGAUAGAUCACCUGAAAGGCGCACCGUCUCAGGAGAAAAGAAAUGUGCUGGUGGAGAGCGCGAGGCUGGCCCGUGGAAACAUCCAGGAUCUGUCUAAACUCAGUGUGAAAGACCACGAUGCCGUUAUUUUCCCAGGCGGUUUCGGUGCUGCAAAGAAUCUGUGUACAUGGGCAGUGCAGGGCAAAGACUGCUCUGUUAAUGACGAGAUCAAGGCUGCUCUGCAGGCGUUCCACAGCGAAGGCAAACCCAUCGGGCUCUGCUGCAUCUCACCUGUGCUGGCUGCUAAAGUGUUACCUGGGUGUGAGGUCACCGUCGGCAUCGAAAAGGAUGACAAAUAUCCGGACACCACUGACACUGCAGCGGCCAUCAACCAGCUGGGUUGCAAACACGUGAGCAAGAGCGUCGGCGAGAGCCACGUGGAUGAGAAGAACAAGCUGGUCACCACCUGUGCCUUCAUGUGCAACGCUCCCAUCCACGAGAUAUUUGACGGAAUCGGAUCGAUGGUGCAGGGCGUCCUGAAACUUGCCUGAGUGUAAUCAGUAGAAGGCCGAAACAAAGAAAAGACUGGGGUGUCGUUUAAGCGAGCUGCAUGGUAGAUAUCUGCUGAGCUGAGGACAUGAUUGCAGAAUUUUGUUGAAGUCAUUAAAUGCACUUAAAGAUAGUCUUGAAAUGUAAGAUAAAUAGAACCAAACUCCUGGUGAUCUGACUUUUCAGGUUUGCUUGUCAGUUUUGCUGCUGCUGUAGUGGCUCCGGCUCAUAUCUGUCAGAUUUUAGAGAACCAGCUGCAGGUGAGGAUAUUGUUCUCAAAAAUAAAUGAAUGAAAUGGAA